This is a messenger RNA of Syzygium oleosum, 4210 nucleotides long. RefSeq lists its product as uncharacterized. Gene Ontology annotation, biological process: chromatin remodeling. The record is from RefSeq and is a predicted model, not a curated record. Bases 74 to 4150 code for a protein of 1358 amino acids. Gene Ontology annotation, cellular component: cytoplasm. Lineage: Eukaryota; Viridiplantae; Streptophyta; Magnoliopsida; Myrtales; Myrtaceae. The transcript is spliced from 17 exons.
CUAUACGUUCGCGAGUCCCUCUGCCUCCCAGACAGAGCCCCGCGUUUCUCCGUGUCUACCUGCGAUCAUCGGAAUGGAGUGGAUGGACAUGGCGAGCAGCUGCUUGAUGGACGAGGAAGAAGCGGAGGAGAGGAGCAGAGUGUUCGCGGAGCUGAAACCUUACUGCUUGGACCUGCUCGACCUGGUCCAGCGCCCCAAGAAGCAUUCCCCUGCUCUCUCCGCCCUCCUCCGCUUCCUCCGCCGCUCGCCCCCCGACUCUCUCCAUCCCUUCUUCGAUUAUACUUUGUUUCCGCUGCUGCUUCUGUUAGAUGUGGCAGUUGACGGCCGAACCCAACGCAAGAUUGAUCCCGAAGAACAUGAGGUUCCAUCUCAUAAACCCCAUAGGGUGAGUGAUAUAGUGGCAGAAGCUGUGCUCCAGUGUUUGGAGGAACUUCUGAAGAAAUGUUACUUAGGAUCUGUCGAUCAGAUGGUUGUGAUACUAAAGAAAUUGACUUAUGGAGCUUUGAUUUCUCCCUCUUUGGCUUCUGAAGAGUUCCGCGAAGGAAUUAUCAAGUGUUUUAGGGCGCUUCUUUUGAAUUUGUCACCAUGCUCUGAUAGUUCUUGCUCAUGUAAACAAAUUACGGGGUUGCCUGCUCUUUUAGUUGGUGAUGAUAUGCUUACUCACCCUGUUAGACGUUCAAGACAAAACUUGGGAGGGGAAUGUUUACUUGCAUUUCUUCAGACUCAGACUGCAUCUGCUGCUAUUGGACACUGGUUAUCACUUCUUCAUGAAGCUGCAGAUUUUGAGGCAACGCGCGGGCAUCGAGGAAGUGCAAAGCUUCGAAUAGAAGCCUUUUUGACACUACGGGUUCUUGUUGCUAAGGUUGGCACUUCUGAUGCAUUAGCUUUCUUUUUGCCUGGUGUUGUUAGUAAAUUCAUUAAAGUUUUGGGUUUCGCAAGAACAAUGUCAAGUGGUGCUGCUGGCAAUAUUGAAGCGAUCGAUCAAUCAAUUAGAGGAUUGGCUGAGUUUCUGAUGAUUGUUCUUGAGGAUGAUGCUAACUCGCUUUGCUUGGAGAUGUCCUUGGAUAGUAAGAUGAAUUCAGAGAUUUAUAAUUCGACAGAUUCCUUCCUCAAGGAACUUCGCAGGUUACCUGUCAGAGAUCAAGGUCAUGAAGAAUUAUCAGAUGUUAAGGUUGAAAGUAAGAAAACUGUAGAUGCAAUCCAGGAGCAGAAGAAUGCUGGAUCUAGCAAGGGGUUGCAAACUUUGACAGUGAAUCGGACAAAAGAAUGGGUUGAGGAAACUUCAGCCAAUGUUCAUAAACUGCUUAGUACUACUUUUCCACAUAUUUGUGUUCAUCCAGCAAAAAGGUUGAGAAGAGGACUUCUUGCUGCUAUAGAAGGAAUUCUUACCAAGUGCAACAACACACUAAAAGACAGUAAAUUGCUGCUUCUGGAAUGUCUAUGUGUCUUGGUUGUUGAUGAUUCUGAAGAGAUUUCUGCAUCUGCCCAGGAAUUUCUCAGAUAUUUAUUUUCUUUCGGCAGGAUAGAGACUGUAGAACGUGAUAUUGCUGAAAUGCUAAGCAGGCUUAUAGAGAAACUUCCGAAAAUGGUGCUUGAAGAUGAGGAGUCUUUUGCACUAUCAAGUGCUCAGCAGCUGCUUGUUGUCAUGUAUUUUUCUGGUCCUCGCCUUGUUGUGGAUCGGCUACUCCAUUCUCCUGUAACAGCUGCACGGUUUUUUGAUGUCCUUGCAAUGUGUCUUGGUCAGCAUUCAGUAUUCGCUGGUUCUCUAGAAAAGCUUGUGCUGGCUAGAUCAUCUUCCAUGGGAUACAUCCGCUCUGUUGCAGAGUUGAAUUCCCAAUCUCAUUUCACCAGAGACCACCAGAGUGCCUUUACUGAUGCUCAGCGUGAAGGUGCUCAGGUGAAAGAAAUAGGAUAUCUUCAAGAAAACAUUGAGAAGAGUAGCGAGCUUCCACGAAUGCCCCCUUGGUUUGUGAAUGUUGGUAGUCAGAAACUAUACCAGACCCUUGCGCAAAUUGUUAGACUCGUAGGUUUAUCUUUAUUGGCAGAUUCAAGAUGUGAAGGCCAUUUGUCGGCAAUUGCUGAUAUUCCACUUGGAUACUUGCGAAAAUUGGUUUCUGAGAUUCGGAUUAGAGACUAUAAUAAAGAGAGCUGGCAGUCUUGGUAUUAUAGAACUGGUUCGGGACAGUUACUGCGGCAGGCAAGCACUGCAGUUUGUAUUCUAAAUGAGAUGAUAUUUGGAUUAUCAGAUAAGGCCUUUGAAAAGUUUGAGCAGAUGUUCCAUAAAUCUACUUUAAGUCGAGAUGAACUUCAGAAGCUCAACUCUGGUCUUGAUGAUCGUCAUUCUCCCACAUGUCCAUCUACAUGGAAUCUCACACUUGAGAAUAGCAAUGAGAGUCAACUGAUCGAUUGCAUUGGUAGAAUCUUACAUGAAUAUGUAAGUCCUGAAGUGUGGAAUUUUUCACUUGGACAAGAAUCCUCACAUGUGGAAUCUGACGGCAAAGAUGAAGAUUUUCCUGUGCACUUUCUCCAUGAUGCUGCCAUGUUACGUCAGGUGAUUAUUGAGGGGAUUGGCAUUUUUAACAUGUGCCUUGGCAAACAUUUUGCUUUCAGCGGCUUUAUGCAUUCAUCUCUCUAUUUGUUGCUUGAGAAUCUUGUUUCUCCAAACUUCCAUGUCAGAGCAGCUGCUGAUACCGUUUUGCAUGUCAUUUCUAAAACAUCAGGCUAUCUAUCGGUUGGCCAACUAGUUUUGGAGAAUGCAGAUUAUGUGAUAGACUCCAUAUGUCAGCAAUUACGUCAUUUGGAUCUCAACCCUCAAGUGCCUAGUGUGCUUGCUGCUAUGCUUUCUUACAUUGGUGUAGCUGAGAAGAUGUUGCCAUUGUUGGAAGAACCGAUGCGGUCUGUUUCACUCGAACUUGAGAUACUUGGGAGGUAUCAACAUCCAGAUUUGACAAUUCCCUUUCUAAAGGCUGUGGCAGAGAUUGCAAAAUCAUUGAAGCGGGAAGCAUUUUUGUUGCCCAAUGAAGCUGAGUCUUUCCUUCAGCAUGUGAAGGUGAAAAUUUCAGAAAAGGAGCAGGGAUUGAGGACAGAGUCAGAUGUAGCUGGUUGUCAUUUUGAUGAUAGUAGUGUGCACGAAGAGUUGGAGGAAAUCACAUUCAAAUUGAACAGUUCCAAGAGGUAUAGACGAACAAUUGGAUCAAUUACCGCUUCGUGUUUAGUGACUGCAACCCCUUUGCUUGCCUCAUCAAAGCAACCAAUGUGCUUGGUGGCAUUGGAUAUCCUCGAGGAUGGGAUAUUGGCUUUGGCGAAUGUCGAAGCAGCCUACAGGCAUGAGACUCAAGCAAAAGAAGCAAUCGAAGAAUUUAUCGAAUUAUGUUUGCUAUAUCAGCUUCAAGAUUCAUUGGAUGCUGCUGACCAACAAACAGAUGAGAAUAGGCUACUUCCAGCAAUGAAUAAAAUAUGGCCUUUUUUCGUAGUUUGUGUUCAAAACAGUAACCCAGCGGUUGUCAGGAGAUGUUUAGCUGCAGUGAGUUCUUCGGUGCAGAUCUGUGGAGGAGAUUUCUUCUCCCGCCGGUUCCACACCAAUGGUGGCCACUUCUGGAGACUACUGACCGCCUCUCCGUUUCACACCAAGCACGAUGUCAGAAAAGAAAGGAUCCCAUUACAGCUUCCUUACAGGAGCGUGGUUCCAUCUCCCAACGAGCCAAUGGCUGAAGUUUCCACCCUCAAAGUUCAAGCAGCAGUUCUUAACAUGAUUUCUGAAUUAUCCCAAAAUAAGAAGAGUGCAUCGGCAUUGGUAGUAGUGCUGAAGAAGGUCACUGGUCUGGUUGUGGGCAUUGCCUGUAGCGGAAUUGCCGGCCUUCAAGAUGCUGCUCUAAAUGCCUUACGAGGACUGGCAUCCAUAGACCCUGAUCUUGUAUGGCUUCUUCUGGCUGACGUUUACUACUCUGUGCAGAAGAAAGACAUACCUUUGCCGCCUACUUCUGAGUUACCGGAGAUCAAUCAAGUGUUGCCCAUGCCUUCUUCUCCAAAAGAAUACCUAUAUGUUCAGUAUGGAGGGCAGACGUACGGUUUUGAGAUUAAUGUUUCUGCUGUAGGAGUAAUGUUCAGGAAACUAAAUACUCUCGUUUUCUCCAACCAAAUGUACAGCUAGAUCAGAAUCACUCUUUGCUGUCUUACUGAUAUGCAUCAAGGUGGUUUUUUCUCUCUUGUG